This is a messenger RNA of Cervus elaphus (red deer), 1015 nucleotides long. RefSeq names its product chromatin accessibility complex subunit 1 (gene CHRAC1). Gene Ontology annotation, molecular function: protein heterodimerization activity. The record is from RefSeq and is a predicted model, not a curated record. Gene Ontology annotation, cellular component: CHRAC; nucleus. Lineage: Eukaryota; Metazoa; Chordata; Mammalia; Artiodactyla; Cervidae. The coding region runs from base 118 to 504 and encodes 128 amino acids. The transcript has 3 exons.
CCAACACUACAACUCCCACGGGGCAGUGGGACGUCGCUCCCCUACACCGACCGUGUAGGCCGGCCACCUUGCGGCUGGUAGGGGCUGCCGCCGCCGCCGCGGGGGCGGGGCGCAGAGAUGGCGGACGUGGUCGUGGGCAAGGAUAAGUGCGGGGAGCAGCGGUUGGUGUCGCUGCCCCUGUCCCGCAUCCGGGUCAUCAUGAAGAGCUCCCCCGAAGUGUCCAGCAUCAACCAGGAGGCGCUGGUGCUCACCGCCAAAGCCACGGAACUCUUUGUUCAAUAUCUCGCCACGUAUUCCUAUAGACAUGGCAGUGGAAAAGAAAAGAAAGCACUCACCUAUAGUGACUUAUCAAAUACUGCGGAGGAGUCGGAAACUUUUCAGUUCCUUGCAGAUAUAUUACCAAAGAAGAUUUUAGCUAGUAAAUAUCUGAAAAUGCUUAAAGAGAAGAGAGGAGAGGAGGAGAACAACAAGGAUGAGAGUGAGGACGACGAAGCGGAAUCCUGACCCCGAAGAUCAGCAGCGAGGACCCUCCGCAUCAGCACCUUGGCUGUGAAGCGGCGUUCGUCUGUCCACCCUUCAGAGACUGCACAGACAUCGUGUUCUUCCCUGGCUGAGACCGGGCCUAAUGCACCUCUGCCAUAAAUAGCCAACAGGAAAGGAGCCCAGGCAGCAGCCUCUCUCCCCCAAGCUCACGCUGCAGCUGGAGUGGGAGGGGACUGCGAACAGACUAUGAACCGGAAGGCACAGCCCGACUGCAGCGCUGAGCUCCAGAGGCAACGGGACUCUGCUUAACUUUCUAGUUUGAAGAUAGAUUUUCAAGAACUUGUAAAAUACCAGUUGUGUAGAUCCACAUAUGUAUAUUUUGAAAUUAGUUCUGGUAAACAGCUAGAUCCUGUUUUAGCUAAAUAUGUAGUCUGUAGGUAGGAUUUUUGUAUUUCAAGACAAUCUGGCUUUGUAUUCGUCCAACUACUGCAUUUUUUUAAACUGUAAAAUAAAUUUUUCUUUUUUAUUAAAA